Molecule: messenger RNA, 3123 nt
Organism: Stegodyphus dumicola
Lineage: Eukaryota; Metazoa; Arthropoda; Arachnida; Araneae; Eresidae
Product: mid1-interacting protein 1A-like
Biological process (GO): regulation of lipid biosynthetic process
Cellular component (GO): cytosol
Source: RefSeq, a predicted model, not a curated record
AAAGGCUAAGUUUGCCUAAGGCGUUCUACACGUUUUAAAAACCUGCUGUGUCGCGCAUCAUGGAACGCCCAAGGCGAUUGUCGUACGCAGGAUUGGUGAAGCCACCUCAACAAAAAUCAAGAAGAGUGUCUGACGCUGGUCAAAGCGGAAUUUAUUCUCCAGCCGCGUGUAUGACUUUGAACAGCGGCUCUACAAUCCACACACCUGAACCUGUAUCCACUAUGUUACACGACUCUGGUAGGUACGAAAUGAACCUAAACCGACCGACACGUCGUACCAGCCGGCCCAGCCGUGGCGAUGAUGGUUUUACAUGCUCGCAGCAAUCAGUCCUCAGUGCAAUGGACAGAUUUGUUAAAGCUGUAAAUAACAUGGAUUCCACAGUUUUGGUGCCUUCUCGCCUUCAAGAUAUGGAUGUUUGCAACGAGAACAGUAAGUUUUCUCGGUGCUUGCCUGCAGGCCUUAGCAAUAUAGAUGUGUACAGAUUUUAUGUAAUGCUUAAAGAUGUGAAAAAUGAGUUAUUAUGGGGGCCAACGUCUGUAGGCCCCACACCUUCGUUACCCAGCAGUGGUAGGUCAUCCCCAAGCAGCAAUAGGAUAAUGAAGCAUAUUCGUCAGCCUUCCGACGAUAGUUUGGGCAGCACAGGCUUUCCAUCUGACCAGGAAACAGAUAGUGAUAUCGAGAGUGUUGUGACUGAUCGGGACAGUAUGGACGAACAGACCACAGCUUCUCCUGGUAAUCAUUUAGCUUCAGCUUUUCGCCACCAUUUACUGGGACUGCAUACAAUUUUGCAUGAACUGGCAGAUUCAGCUGAUUAUCUGUCUUCCAGGUAUCAAGAAGAAAUAGAGGCUUCUUCCUUGUAACCUUUGAGAUGUAUAAAGUUUGUAAAAUUGAAGUAACUGCUCAGCAAGUUCUUUGUGAUAUUAAUGCUUUAUUGCAUAAUGGUAGCAAAGUUCUGCUGUAUGACAAACUGUUGAACUCUUGAAUAAGUGAAAAAAGUCAAGGAAACCCAUGUUCAGUACUAUUUAAGAACCAAGGCAUUAUUUUGAAAAUUUACCACUUCUGUAAAUGCAAGAACUAUGCAUUUCCCAAAUAGCAUCAUUGCAUCUUGUAAUUGCUUUUAGAAAAUAUUACAAAAUUAGUUUCCACUGCUUUUUGUCACAAAUAUUGAAUGAGCAACAGGUCCCGGUGUAAAUUUUGAUGCUGUAAGAUUUCAUCCAGCUUUCUAGGUAAAUUGUGUAUUUCAGUAUAAAUUAAAUUGUUCUUGCCCUUUUUUCCCCUCUAAAUUUUGAAAUAAAAUAAAAUGUCGUAAAAAGUUAAAUUUAUUAAAUGUUGCAAUUGAUAUUGUUGAAAAAAUUAAAAUGCUAGUUCUUUAUGCCCUGAAAAUUUUUCAGGGAGUUUGAGUUGCUGUUUUUGAGUAAAAAUAAUUAUGGAAGUAUAAUAUCUUGAAAGCAGUUCCUAGUCUUACUUUAUUUAAAUUUUUUGACAUUCCUAACUUUUCUGAAGUGUAAUUAGUAUAUUUAUUUUAGUAAUGUAUUCUAUAUUUGUUAGGAACUUUUAACUGCUGAUUUCAAACUAUGGUCAUUGCUGGCUGAGUUACUGUUCAUAUGUGUUAUAAUGCUGCAAACAGAAUGUCAGAAAUUUUGUAUAGAGCAUUAUUGAAUUCAGACCAUAUAUGUGAAUUUAAGCUUAAUUAGCCCACAUAAACCAGUUGUGAAUAUUUAUUACAAGGGUUAGUUACUGGUCCUAUAUUUUGAAGAUGAGACAGUUGUACUUUGUAUGCUGAACAUGUAAUGCUAUUCGAAUUUCUGGCAUUAUUCAGAAGAAUAGAUUCCAAUCUAGAAUUGAUAUUAAGCUAUUAUCUGUUUUUAAAUAUGUUUCAUUCAUUUUAUAUUCAUUGUUAAAAAUUAAUUCGACAGUCGUAAAAGGCAUUCUUUUCGCAUUAAAAAUAAAGUGUUUCAUAAAUAAAAGAAUUUUUAAUUUACUUUGUAAGGGUAGUAAUUUUUUAAAAAUUCUUAAAGUUGUGCAUCUUUUGUCAUCUAAAACUAUUCAUAAAAUUUGAAAUGUUGGAAUAAGAGUCAAAUACCAUUAACAUUUCAUUUAUUUUCAAUUAAAUGUUUUUGUAAUUUAAGUGCUUUUAUAUAGUAUGUUUUAAUUAAAGUAAUUGUGAUACUAAACAGAUAAAAUAUACUAAUUAAUGUGAAACUGAACCAUACAGCAUAUUUAUAAAAUUUAAAGUCCCACAUUAAAAAUGUCCUCUCGCAUUUCAUUGUAAAAUAUUUCAUGUUUUCAUUUUUGUUUGAAUUUUAUUUUAAAAAAUGCAAAUUAAUAUAACUUAGCCCAAAUGACCUUUUUUGAAGUGUAAAAAUAUAGCGUAAGUUUAUUAUGUAUUUAAUUUCUCUGCAUUAUAUUUAUGUACAGCAUAUUUGUUUUUUGUUCAGUUUCAAAAUAAACUGGUAUUCCCAGAGAUAAGCUAAAAAAAUUACUAGUUUUUUAACAUAUCGUUUUGAGAGAAUACUAAAAACUUGUUAGUUAAGCUUUUUGACGUGUUUCUGAUUAUGUGAUUUGUCAGGGAAGUUUUAUGAAUCAAGUAUUAACUGUAACUGACUUGACUGAUUUUCAGAUAAUUAAUAUCAUUGUAAAACCUUUACUCAAACUGAAGAGAACUUUGUUUGAAUUUGAGACUUCCAAAUUAAGUUUUUGUUCAGGAGCCAAAGUCAUUUGAUAAUAAGACUUUGAAUUUUAAUACAGUUAUUUAUAAUUUAAUAUCUGAUUGUGUGUUGAUAACAUUAAGGCAUAUCAUUCAUGUUAUUUAUGCAAGUACAUAUAUGGCAUAUUUGCAAAUUAAUGUAGAAUGGCACUUUACAACCAACAUUUGUUGUAGGCUUAACCUGAGAUCGUUAACUGGGAAGGAUAAUGAAACCGUGUUCUGUUCUUAUAAACAUGGGCUCACUGCCACCACUUCUCAUUAGCUACUUAUAUUAAUGGGAAAUUUCACCUAUAGACAUUUUGCAUGCCAAACUACAUGAACCAAAGAUCAUAAUUCUGCAUUAAUGAAAUGUUGUUAGCAUUUUAAAAUGUCUGUAUAUUGAUGGUCAAUCUAAUAAAUUUAAGCUAUUGAUAGAU